AUGGCCGACGCGGCACAAGACCAACCUCCCCAGUCGGCCGCAAACAACCCCGGCCACGGCUCGUCCCCGGCGGUGCAGAACACGCCAGCAGUGCGCUCGAGCACACCGCCACAAGCCGGCCAAGGCGCCGCACCAGCCGCCGGUGCGACCGCGCCGCCCGCAGGCGACGAGGUCGACCGCUCGAGAACGCCCUCGCCGCCGUCUACGCGGCCCAGCCCGGCUCCGGGAUCCGCUCCCGAGGGCAGCAGCUCUACCGGCGCAGGCGAUCACGUCGUCCACCCGUCGCCCGACGCCUCGGCACCUAGCGCCUCCCCCUCGACCCCGACGCGCCUCCAGCCCUCGUCCCCCUCUACCGCACCUCCCGACACGCCCGAGUCGACCGAGCAGCACCUCGCGCAGCAUGUCGGCUCCUCCCCAGCUUCCGUCGACGCCGCCCACUCGUCCCCCGCCUCGGCGCGCACCGCCUCCUCCCCCUCCUCGUCCGCCUCGCAAUCGCCCAGCGGGCUGCCGCCGAGUCGUCGCGUCAAGGUCUACCGCCUCAAGGACGACGCGUGGAUUGACCUCGGCACGGGCACCUGCUCGGGCGAGUUCAUCUCGUCGUCGUCGUCGACGGCGGCGCAGGGCAACGACGCCGAGGGCGACGCGCGCAUGGCGUCGUCGAGCGACGACGAGGAGGGUGCGUGGAUCGUCGUGCGGCGCGAGAGGGUCAGGAGGGACCGAGGGCAGGACUCGCCGACGGGCAAGAAGGGCAAGGGCCGGGAGGAGGACGACGGGAGCGGCUCGCCCACCCAGGGCAAGUCGCCCUUGAAGGGCGCAGGGCGCCAGCUCGUCGAGGGCGGCGGAGCAGAUGACGAGGACGAGGUGGACGAGGGCCCGCCGAUCCUCAAGACGCGCGUCCAGCCGUAUCCGCCCGGGUACCUCCCCGAGGACCUGCUCGACGAGGAGGAGAUGACCUCGGUCGACGACAACGGCAACAUGACGGUCGACGCCGGCGGCUACCAGCGUCAGCAGGACACGCUCAUCGUGUGGACUGAGCGUACGGCGACCGAGGGCGACGAGGAGCAGGAGAUGGCGCUCAGCUUUGCGACCCCGUCGGGCUGCGCCGAGAUGUGGGAGUUUAUCAAAGCCGCGCGUCGGUUCGCCGCCGAGCAGCAGAGCCUCCUCCACUCGCCCUCCCCUUCCCCCUCCGAGGCCCUCUCUUCCCCUCGCCACGCACCCAUGAGUGGCUCUGCGUCGGCCUCGCUCGCCAACUCGCUCCCCGAACCCGCCCUGAGCAACAUCCCGCACCUCGAGAACGCCAUCCGCCAGAUGUCGCGCACCGCCGUUGGCCGCGAGCGCGCCGCGAGCGUCAUCGUGCGCACGGGCUACAUCGACAAGCUCUGCAAGGUGCAGCAGGAGGCCGAGGACCUCGAGAGCCUCGAGGACCUCCAUGCGCUGUGCCGGGUCAUGCAGGCGAUCUUCCUCCUCAACGACAACGCCAUCUUCGAGCACGUCCUGCGCGACGACGUCAUCCUCGGUGUCGUCGGCAUGCUCGAGUACGACCCCGACUUCCCGACUAUGCGCGCCUCGUACCGCGAGCACCUCUCGUCCUCGACCGCCUUUAUCCCUGUCGUCCCUCCCUCGCUCCUUCCCGGCACCCUCCUCGCCAAGAUCCACCAGACGCAUCGCCUUCACUACCUCAAGGACGUCGUCCUCGCCCGCAUCCUCGAGGACUCGACCUUCUCGAUGCUCAACUCGGCCAUCUACUUCAACGAGGUCGACAUCGUCAACGAGGUCGCCGCCGAGCGAGAGCUCGUGCGCGAGGUGUUCCGGGUCCUCGAGGACGACGAGGCCGCAGCCGUCGACGCGCCGCCGAGCGCCAAGGGCAAGGAGCGGGACCUCGCGCUCGGCCCCAAGCGCACGAUCGGCCCUUCCCUCCCGUCCGACAUCGCCGGCGGCUCGCCCGUGUCGAAACGGGCCCGCCUCGCCUCGCCUCCCCUUCCUCCUUCUUCCACCGACGCCACCACCGCCGCCGCCGUACCCUCGACCUCGAACCCGUCUGCGCCCCUCGACCCGGCAUCACCAAGCGUCGCCGCUCGCAAGCUGCACGCGACCCUGUUCCUGCAGCAGCUGUCGCAGAUGGCCAAGAACCUGCAGCUCGGCGUCCGCGCGCCGCUUUACAGGACGCUGUGCGACCGCGGCCUGCUCCCGGCGCUCGAGGGCGCGCUGCGCUUUGCCGCACGGGCGGGCGCGAGGCCGGGCGCGAGCGACGACGAGCGCGACGACGCGACCCGCAUGCGGCAGGCGGCGCUCGGCGUGUGGAUGUGCGUCGUCGACCUCGCGCCGCUCGAGGUGCGGGGCUACUGCCUGCGGCAGGGCAAGGAGCUCGAGAAGCGCGAGGAGGAGGAGACGGAGGCUGGGCGCGAGGGCGAGGACGCGGCGGCGGCGCUGGAGAGGGAGCUCGAGGAGGAGGGCAAGAGCGCCGAGGAGACCGAGAAGGACAAGCGGGACAAGGAGGAGCAGGAGACGAGGAGGACGUUGCUCGGGCUCCUGAUCGGGACGCUCAAGGCGGAGCACGACCUCGGGCUCAAGGCCCAGCUCACCGAGGCGCUGCGAGUUCUCGUCGACGUGACGGGCGAGGGAGGCCCUCUCUCUGCACCGCCACGACUUCGCCAGGAGGACCCCGAGGCCGAGAAGUUCCUCCAGUACUUCUACGACCACUGCAUGACCUCGCUCCUCGAGCCGCUCAGCAAGCUGCCCGACCUGUCGCCUUCUGAUCCGCCUCUCGCCUUGUCGGCCGCCGACGUCGCCCUCCUCACCCACCUGUGCGACCUCCUGUGCUUCUUCGUCAUCCACCACACGUUCCGGUCCAAGUACCUCAUCCUGUCGUCGCCCGAGCUCGCCAAGGCCGUGUCGCGCAUCGUCCGCCCUCGGCCUCGCCUCACCCGACACACGCACCUGCGCCUCGCCGCCCUGCGCUUCCUCCGGGCGUGCGUCGCCCGCAACGACGACUUCUACAACCGCUUCCUCAUCAAGCACGACCUGUUACGGCCCGUCCUCGACACGGCCGACGAGGAGAAGAGCAAGGACAACCUGCUCGGCAGCGCGUGCCUCGACUUCUUCGAGUACCUGAGGACGUCCAACGCCAAGGCGCUCCUCAACCACCUCAUGGACCGAGGAGGCGACGUCGUGCGCCGACUUGCCGCAGGAGACGGCUCGACCGCCCCUCUGCGCACGUUCGAGUCGCUCAUCGCGCGAUGGGAGAUGAACAACGAGCCGCCGCCGUUGACGCUCGUGCAGGGCUCGGCGGGAGCGGGCGAGGGAGCGGCAACUGGUCCAGGUGGAGGCGCGACGUCCAGCUCGAUGCAGCGUCAAACGAGCCUGCCCGGGUGGACGCCGAGGCGCGAGCUCGAGGAGGAGUCGUACUUCAACACCUCGGACGACGACGACGACGACGAGCCGACUGCGCCUGUCCCCGACGAGACGGUCGCCCUCCUCGCCUCGGCGUCGUUCGGCUCGUCACGCCGCAAACGCGAGCCGACGAGCAACCCGGCCGGCGACAACGACCACUCGCCCAAACGCGUCAAGCUCGACGACGACGGCGACAAGCCGCUCUCGCACGACAAAAUCCCGCUCGUCGACUACGCCGACGACGACGACGACGAGGACAUGAAGCCCGCCACCGCCGAGGGCAAUGUCGCGCCGGUCGCCGAGGCGGAUCCGCCGCCGAGCGUCGACGUCGACGAUGCAGGCUUGCUGGCGGGCGGCUUCAUCCGCGAGCGCCGAGGCGCGCUCGACGCAGGCCCAGUCGCCGAGGCGGUCAAGGUCGAGGGCGACGCUGCGCCGCCACCAGGAGCAGGCACCAACGGCGCCGGCUCGUCCGACAUCGUCAAGCACGAAGACGACGCGCCGUUCCUGCCUUCUCUCGGCGCCCUCAAGCGCAAGAAGGAGCAGGAGGACGACGACGGCGAGCUCGGCUUGCUCGCCAAGCGGCGCAGCCCAUUCGGCGACACGGCGGGCGACCAGGGCAAGGACGUCAAGCCUGCCACCGACGCCGGCAAAUCGCUCGGGUUCAGCUUCGGGCUCAAGAAGGCCGCCUCGCCACCUUCGUCGACCUCGUCGACGUCGACGUCGGGUGCGACGGUGCCGACGAGCAAGCCCGGCGGCUUCAAGAUUGCGAUCAGCGGGCUCAAGAGCAAGUUCACCGGCGGCGGCGGCGGCGGGAGCAGUCCGGGUGGCGGUGCGAAGGAGGACGCCAAGGGUUGAGCGCGGCUUGUUGUCGUCGACGUCGUCGAGCGCAGUGUUGCAACGCAGUAGAUAGCUCGA
Rhodotorula graminis WP1 is the source of this 4305-nucleotide messenger RNA. RefSeq lists its product as uncharacterized. Gene Ontology annotation, cellular component: protein phosphatase 4 complex; nucleoplasm. Lineage: Eukaryota; Fungi; Basidiomycota; Microbotryomycetes; Sporidiobolales; Sporidiobolaceae. The record is from RefSeq and is a predicted model, not a curated record. Gene Ontology annotation, biological process: protein dephosphorylation; DNA damage response. Gene Ontology annotation, molecular function: protein phosphatase activator activity. The transcript has 8 exons. The coding region runs from base 1 to 4245 and encodes 1414 amino acids.